Molecule: messenger RNA, 1657 nt
Organism: Exophiala xenobiotica
Lineage: Eukaryota; Fungi; Ascomycota; Eurotiomycetes; Chaetothyriales; Herpotrichiellaceae
Exons: 7
Coding region: 380-1540 (386 amino acids)
Molecular function (GO): oxidoreductase activity; zinc ion binding
Source: RefSeq, a predicted model, not a curated record
GGGUUUUUUCCUGAAGUCCCGCGUGCCCGCUUGGCUAUGUAGCGAUUCAGCAACAACGACUGGGCACCUCCGCACCACGAUGGAGCCCCGAGAUUAUGCACGAGGGAAGGAAAUCGACCCAGAUCGAGCAGGGUGAGUGAGGGUGAGUGAGAAAAGGGUAUAUAAUUCAGCUGAGGUACCCAUGCCGAGAAUUGGGAUGUUACCUGAUUGCUUUUCUUUUCCCUUUGCUAAAUCAUUCCCUGGUCAAAUUGCAACUAGCGUACACAGUACACCAAAUCAGUCAGGCAUUAAUCAAACUAAUCUAAAAGGUUAGUUGGACGAAACAGCGAAGUGAAGUGCAGUGGAACAAUCACUACGACUACGACUACGACUCAAAAACAUGUCUACCACACAAACGAUGAAGGCGGUGAAUUACCAGGGGGCGUUCAAGGUCAAGGUCGAAGAUGUGCCCAAGCCCGCGAUUGAACAUCCGGACGAUGUCAUCGUCAAGGUGACCACGGCUGCGAUAUGUGGCUCCGAUUUACACAUGUACGAAGGACGAACUGGCGCUCAGGCUGGCAUUACCUUCGGCCAUGAGAACAUGGGCAUUGUCGAGGAAGUCGGCGCCGGCGUCACUUUGCUGAACAAAGGCGACCGUGUCGUUAUGCCGUUCAACGUCGCUGAUGGACGUUGUCGCAACUGCGAGGAAGGCAAGACCGCCUUCUGCACGGGUGUCAAUCCGGGUUUUGCAGGUGGUGCCUAUGGCUACGUGGCCAUGGGUCCUUAUCGAGGCGGUCAAGCUCAAUACAUCCGCAUCCCGUACGCUGACUUCAACGCCUUGAAGCUCCCGCCUGGCACUGAACAUGAGAGCGACUUCAUCCUGUUGGCGGACAUUUUCCCGACAGGCUGGCAUGGCGUGACUCUCAGCGGGUUCAAGCCUGGCGAGAGCAUCGCUGUCUGGGGUGCGGGACCUGUGGGGUUGAUGGCUGCGUACUCUGCCGUGCUGAGGGGGGCGGCUAAAGUGUUCUGUGUAGACAGAGUGCCCGAACGUUUGGCAGCUGCGGAGAGGAUUGGGUGUAUUCCGAUCGAUUUCAGCAAGGGCGAUGCGGCGGACCAGAUCAUCGAGAAGAACGGUGGGAUGGUCGAUCGCGCUGUGGAUGCCGUGGGGUAUCAGGCUGUUGACACCGGAGGCAAAAAAGAGCAGCCCAAUAUCAUUCUGGAGAACAUGAUUAAAGCGACCAGGCCGUGUGGUGGGUUGGGUAUUCCUGGAUUGUACGUGCCAACCGAUCCUGGUGCGCCGGAUGAGGCGAGCGGGAAAGGAAUGAUCAGUGUCAGCUUCGGAAAGCUGUUUGAGAAGGGUCUCUCGCUGGCAACAGGCCAGUGCAAUGUCAAGCAAUACAACAGGUACUUGCGCGACUUGAUCAUCUCGGGCCGAGCGAAACCAUCGUUCGUGGUCAGCCACGAGAUUGGAAUCGACGAUGCUGAAAUGGCAUAUGAUAAGUUUGAUAAGAGGAUCGAGGGAUAUACCAAGGUGUUGAUCCAUCCUAAUGGACCUUUGUAAAUUUGUGAACUGUGAUGGAGGAAGGGAAGGUCAGGAUGUAGGGUUAUGAAUCGUCCAGAAAGCAGGAUUAUCUCAUAGUGGAUGAUGAUCAAGCGAUGGAACCUGUCAAUAUGUUUG